AUGUCUCAAGUGAAGAAUUCCAUGAAAACCUUCACUAUACUACAGCCUACACUUCUGAAGACUUUCACAUGGUUUAGUAGUGAGGAUGAAAGGGAGAACAUUCAAGUUAAGGCUAACAAGAACGCUAAGCGAGUGAUCAUGGAGCAACAAGCACAGCCGAGCAAGGAUCAGCAAGUAGCAACGAUGGGCUACAACCCACGUUCCAAUGCGGACAGAUUCAGACCUCGACUGUAUUUCGACGAUGUGGCCACGUAUCUGAAAAUCGAUAUAUUGAUCGGAAUGAAAAUCAAUUUGGAGAACCAUCUCGAAACCAAUAUAUCGUAUGACCCAUAG
Ostertagia ostertagi is the source of this 333-nucleotide messenger RNA. Lineage: Eukaryota; Metazoa; Nematoda; Chromadorea; Rhabditida; Trichostrongylidae. The record is from the annotation of a GenBank genome assembly.